CUGUAGUAAAAAGGCUGCGAUCACUGGAGGAUCAUGGGAAAUAAAAGUGUUUUGUCAUAGAAGGAGAAGGGGUGUGUUAACUAGAAUUUUAUCGAAAGGUUUUACAAGUUUUACUAAAAGUGUUGAAAAUACUUAAUGUAAGAAUGAAAAGCUAUAUCGUUUUUGCGUUAUUCUUGAUAGCAUCAUUAUCUAGAGACAGUGUUGGAUAUGUGGAGGCUGUUGCUGGAAACAUAGAUGCUUCCCUAAAUCAUUUUCAACCUAUGGUAGCCAUACUUUGUGGUCAUGGAAAAAUUCACAGGAAGUAUCUUAGUGAAAACCUUCGAUGGGUUACCAGCAAAGGUGACCAGAAAGGAUUUUGUACUAAGGACAAACUUGAAGUUCUAGAAUAUUGUCGCAAGGCUUAUCCAAACAGGGACAUUCGAAACAUAGUAGAGUCGAGUCAGUAUUACAAAAUUGACAGCUGGUGUAAAAAUGGGCAGAAAAGAUGUAAAGGACCAAGCUGGGUUAAACCCUAUCGAUGUUUGGAGGGUCCUUUCCAAAGUGAUGCUUUGCUGGUGCCAGAACAUUGUCUGUUUGAUCACAUCCAUAACCAGAGCAUCUGCCAAUCUUUUGAUGAAUGGAACCAAACAGCGGCCCAAUCCUGUGAAUCAAGUGGCAUGAGACUGCAGAGUUUUGCAAUGCUGCUACCUUGUGGUGUAGACAUAUUUUCUGGUGUAGAAUUUGUGUGCUGUCCAGAAAAUGAAAAUUUAUUGUCUCCAAAAAAAUCUUCUAAACUGAGCAACAUUGUUGAAGAUGAAGCUUCUAGCGACGAAGAUGAGGAAUAUUAUGAUGAUUAUGAAGAUGAUGAUGAUGAUUUUGAAGAUGAAGCAUUAACAACCACAACUACUACGACAACUGAAAGUCCUGUUGAUCAUUAUUAUAGAAAUUUUGACACUGAAAAUGAACACCAGGCUUUCAAAAAAGCUCAAAAAGAUCUUCAGGAAUCUCACAGAAAUAAAGUGACAGAGAUCAUGAAAAAGUGGAGUGAGUUGGAAAAACAUUACCAAGAAAUGAAGUUGAAAGAUCCACGAGGAGCUGAAGACUUCAAGAAGAUGAUGACAGAACGUUUUCAGAAGACUGUGGAUGCACUAGAAGAGGAGGGAGAAGGACAGAAAAGACAGCUAAAUGCCAUGCACCACCAGAGAGUCCUGACCGUCAUCACCUUGCGUAAAAAGUCUUCAAUGGAAUGUUUUAUCAAGGCUUUAGAUGAGACAACUCCAGUGGUGAGAAGAAUUGAAAAGUGUCUGUUAAAGCUGUUAAGAGCUCUGGCCAAGGAUAGAAACCACAUGUUACAUUACUACCAUCAUCUUCUUAAUAGCAACUUUAACCAGGCUGUAGUUGAAAAAGAAGCUGUACUGGACCACCUUGAAAACCUGAAUCAUAUGGCUAACCAGAGCAUUCUAAUGUUGGAACGUCAUCCUUCUGUUGCUGACAAGCUGCAUAAAAGAAUGAUGGCUGCCUGGAUAGACUUGAAAGGAGUGUCAGCUGAUGCUGCAUUUUCAAAAGACACUGACAAAACUAUUCUCCAGCAGUAUGAGGCUGAAGUGAAGAAGAAACAAGAAGAACGGAAACAGAAACAGUUGGAAGAAGAAGAGAAACAAAAAGUACUUGAAGAACACCAGAGGGAGAAGAGUCACCAAAAGAACAUUAGUGGAAAGUUAGAGAAGGAGUUUAUCUCCAAACCAAGAGAAGAUGAGAAUUUAUUUUCUGAAACUACUUCCUCUGCAUUUGUGGAAACAGCCAAAAUGGAUAAGGUCCCAAUACCUGAAGAACACCACAACCUACAAGAACCACAUGUAGCCCAUGCUCAGAACCAACCUCUUCAUCAUAAUGAAGUUACAUUCUCUGUUCGAAAAGAAGGAAUUCGAGAUUUUAGAUGGAAUGGAAGUGUUUACAUCACCUUGGCAUUUGCAGGAAUUGCCCUCCUGACUGCUUUAAUUGUUGGAAUUGUUCUUUUGCGCCGCCAUGCUCAUCAGUCACCACAAGGCCAAGGAUUUGUGGAAGUAAACCAAGCCGUUACCCCUGAGGAACGACAUGUUUCAAACAUGCAAAUUAACGGGUAUGAAAAUCCUACUUACAAGUAUUUCGAGUCACAGAAUUAAACUUGAUGUUUCUUUUUGUAUUGGACUUGUGUUUUAUCCUACUUUAUCACUAAACAGUGCAUUGCAUUAAAUAUGCCAGUAUGUGAGCAGUUCAAAGAACAGGUGUGUGCUUCAGUAGUAUAUUGUGGUAGUGUUUGAAGCAAGAAUAAAUGAACCAUCACAUGCUUCACACCACUAGAAACACCUGUUCACUUAGUAAUUAUGUCACAAACCUUUCUCUUGUCUGUUUCAAACUAAUGUAGACUUAAGGAUAUCAGAAAGAGUGUCUAUUACACUUACUCUUCAAAACAUAUGUCUGUGUAAUCUUAGGUGUGAAUUUUAUAUUUUUCUUGUGUGGUAUUCCAAUUUAAAAUUUUUAUGUAGCUACGUAAAAAGAAACAUCUGCUUAUUUAUGUAGUUGUCCAGUUGAUAUGUGAAACUAUGGUAGUCAUUCUGUAAUCAAGGAUUUAAUUAAUAUUACCUUGAGAAAUGUCGAUGUUCAACGUAAGGUAAAUUGAGGCAAAUUCAAAUCACAGUACAUCCUGGUUUAAGGCAAUAAAUUAUUCCUAAUAGUAUUAUUUUUAAGACAUAGAAUGAAUGUAAUUUUUUUUUUCAAUUGCAAGAUGUAAAUUUUUUUCACUAACUUUUUGUACAGAAGUCUUUCAAAAACUUGACAUGACAAGAGCUUUUUGAAGAAAGUUUGGUAAAAUUUAAUUUUAUGGCUGUAUAGCUUAAUAAUGUUGUAGUUAUAAGAAAUUUUUACUUGAAAGCGUAUUAAUCUCCCAUGUUGUCGUUGCUAAUAUGAAUAAACAUGCUAUUUAAAUUUCUAAGAAAAGAAGCCCCCGCUUGACAAAUAUUUAAUCAGUGUUUUCAAUUGCUCUUAAGUCAUGGAAAUAUGAGCUUGCUGAAUUGAAAUUAGCAAACUCUAAGUGUUUUUCUUUUGUUUCAGUGUAAUUGUUUUAUGUUAUUUAAAAAAAAAAAAAUCCUCACGAGGGGAAAUUUAGUAAUGCAUUUCAACUCGGCAGGAAAGUUCAUUUUAUUGACAAAAAUACUAUUUGCUAUAAAUCUUUUUGUUGUUGUAAUACAUUCAACUUUUUGUCCUAACUUAUCAGUAUUUGUUGCUACUUAAGUGUUUCCGUAUCAUAAAAUUAUCAAUUGCUUGAGUUAUCAUUUUGACGAAAAAACAGUUCAGUAAUGCUGUACAUGAACUUUUGUAAUGUGCCAUCAGUUAAUUAGUUCAGCAUCAUUAAAUAAAUUACUUAUUAUCAUUAUAUUCUUAUAUACAUAUGUAAGUGGUAUAUCAGACUAGAAAAUACUGUUUUUAAUAGUUAAGCACAACAUGAUACCUAGAAUUUAUAAUUAGCUACAUAAGUUUAAUUUUCUACAAGUUAUCUGUAGCAGUUUACUAAUUAAAUUAAGCAGCUUCAGGCUUAUGUUUAUAAUGAAUUUUUCAUAAUUUUUUUAUUAAAAAAAGUAUUUUUUGCUUAAAGUUAUUAGUAUUCUUCAUCACUUUUAUACAGUAUUAAAAAGAAACGUAAAGGAAUAUAAUAAAACUGGAUGAUUCUAUUCAGUUUAGUACGUAUAGAUUUACAAGAUACCACAUGAAUCUAAUUCAAACUAAUUUUGCUGUAUUUGGAAGUCAACUUAAAUUCUCUAUGAAAGUUUUAUGUUAUGCUUUUAAUAAGAUGCAAUAGUAAAAAUUAGAUUUUAUUAGAACAGAUGCACUUAUGUUAGCAAAAUGCCAUGAAUACUUGUAGUACAAGGGUAAAUGAGGUGCCAACUUUUUUUUAUGCAUUUUUAUUAUUUGUAACUCAAAUAUUUUGUUUGGAUUAGAUUGCUUUAUUUUUAGUGUUCUAAUUAAAAUAAAUCAUUUAUAGUUUAGAACAGAUCAUUAUAUAUAUAGUUGUAUUGGAAUUCAUAAUAUGUUUAAAUUUUUUAGCAUGUUCUUGAAUUACAGUGUGUUCAGUACUGAAUUACUGUAGUGUAUAGCAAUUUUGUGUGUACAUCUGGCAUACCACAAAGAAAAUAUUUUUCCAACUACAAAAUAAGCAAAGAUUUGAAGACUGGAUAUACUUUCAAAAAUACUGUUUCUACUUUAAUUAUUAAUGUUGGGCAGAAGAAGUUUGUCUCCUGAGGUUUCAUAUCAUUCAUGUUUAUUAUUAUAUAUAGAUAUUCUUAUACAUAAAUAAACCAUAUGAAUAUGAUUAUGCUGUAAUAUUUUUCUUUCCAUUUGUGUUUGAUUCUAAGUUUAGUAUGAUGGUGUACUGUGCUAUCAGUUUGUCCCAAAUAAAGUUGUAACCUUGGAAUGUGAAUUCUUCACAAUAAACUAAAAUAACAGUA
Molecule: messenger RNA, 4460 nt
Organism: Limulus polyphemus (Atlantic horseshoe crab)
Lineage: Eukaryota; Metazoa; Arthropoda; Merostomata; Xiphosura; Limulidae
Product: beta-amyloid-like protein
Exons: 11
Coding region: 144-2141 (665 amino acids)
Biological process (GO): axonogenesis; central nervous system development
Cellular component (GO): neuron projection; membrane; neuronal cell body
Molecular function (GO): transition metal ion binding; heparin binding
Source: RefSeq, a predicted model, not a curated record